UGGUCGACGCUUCCGCCCAGUUUUCCGAUGUUCAUUGCUCGAGUUGAAAAUGGAGUUCGAUUAAAGCAGAUGUCCAACAACUUCUUCGGGAAAAUGUAACUCACUGUAUUUGCCUUUUGUAUGUCAAUUUCUUAAUAUAAAUUAUGUUGUACACUUUUCUAGCUGUGGAGGCUAUAAUUCAACGUACACCGACACAUUGACGGACCAACCAGCGCUUUUUAAGUUGUCCUGGACCUGAAGUUGGAGAGGGGAAUGCUCGAUAACUAGCCACUAAUAACGUGCCAAAUGUCGGUUUUAUUUUGUACACUUUUUAGCAUCUGAACGCAUUGGAUUUCGUUUUACCGAAGAGGAUGACGAAGAUGUGCAUUUUGUUGAGGUUGGAUUUUACUUCCAAGGAAAAUAAAAUUAAUAAUCGGUUGUCACUCCUCGCAAUUGAGUUACAAAAUUAGCUAGGCUACUUGGUUUUCUUAAAAGAGCUCAGUAAUGCAUGCAGCAUUGUAAGACAAUUAACUUUUAUACAAUAUCUAGUGAUUUUAUGCGAAAGAAAAUGGUGAUAUUUGCGGUUUAUUUCCCCGCCGUCACUGCGUCCUCGAUGCUAUUGCCAGGAUUUGGAUCCCCGUGAGAAAAAAUGAGCGAAGAUUCAACAAAUCCAAACGAUGACUGCAGCAGCACAACACAUAAGAUGGCCAACAUAUGAUGCAAUUGAAGAUCAAGGAAGAUGGUGGGAAAAGAACAUGACAGUUAUGCGCGUGUGAGAGCAGUGGUCAUGACUCGGGAUGACUCCAGUGGUGGGUGGCUGCCUCUGGGAGCUGGGGGUCUCAGCUGCGUCACCGUCUACAAAGUCAGCCGGACACCGGACAGUGACAGCAGCACCACAGCAGACUUCCUCAUCAAGGGGGAGCGGCUCAAAGACAAAUCGGUUGUUCUGGAGUGUAUUCUAAAGAAGGACCUGGUCUACAACAAGGUCAACCCCAUAUUUCACCAUUGGAGGAUCAACGACAAAAAGUUUGGCCUGACCUUCCAGAGUCCUGCAGACGCCAGGGCCUUUGAUAGAGGGAUCCGCAGGGCCAUCGAGGACAUCAACCAAGGCUGUCCUGCGUUUGACGACUCGGACUCUCUUGAAGAUGGAUUACAGCCCCUGUGUGAGGCGCUGCCCUCCAUCUGUACGCCAAUGAAGGAGCCCUUUUCCCCCCUGAGUGUCCACAAUGUGGUGUCCACAGAACCCUACCGGGGCUGCUACGUCCGCGCUCAGCCCUUUGACCAGUUUCCCUCCAGCAACCACCACUACCUGCCGCCUCAGGUGUCCUUCAAGUCUACGCGCCAUGUGAGCUUUCACAUGGAUGAGGAGGAGAUCGUAAGGAUCAACCCUCGUAAGGAUGUUCUGAUUCGCGGCUACGAGGACUACCGCCACCCAGUCAUGUGGAAGCAGGAGGCAGAGCGAGAGGACCCUGACUUCCCUGCCCUGUUCCACAAACUGGACAGCAAGAAGUGUGAGUACCUCUUCCCUGAGGGGCCGGGCAUGGAGUCCCACUCAGGCCCUGGGAGUAUGGGCACAGGACUGGGGCUAGGGCUGGGUAAAGACUCCUCCAAGGUGCAGCCCUCACCGCUGCUCAAGUCCAAAAAAGGGCGGCGGAGGCGGGAAGACGGGGAGCGUUCUCGCUGCAUCUACUGCCGGGAAAUGUUCAACCAUGAGGACAACCAGCGGGGUCAGUGCCAGGAUGCUCCUGACCCCAUCAAGCAGUGCAUCUAUAAAGUCAGCUGCAUGCUUUGUGCCGAGAGCAUGCUGUACCACUGCAUGUCCGACUCGGAGGGAGACUUCUCGGACCCGUGCUCGUGUGACACGGCUGACGAGCAGUUCUGCCUGCGCUGGCUGGCCCUGACGGCACUGUCCUUCAUCGCUCCCUGUAUGUGCUGCUACCUGCCUCUGAGAGCAUGCCACCACUGUGGGGAGGCCUGCAGAUGCUGCGGGGGCAAGCACAAGGCCGCUGGGUGACCUUACUGAACUCUGACCCCUCACCCGGGAUGACCUACCCACAACACAGCUAGCUGACACAGGAAAGCGGAAAAAAGCUGGGUAUUCAAAUGCCGGCAACCUUGUUUUUCAUUCACCUCAGAGGGGGUGACAUGUUGUUGUAGACGCCGGGCUCUGGAGGUCUUUUGUGUCCUUCGACGCAGAGAGCAGUGGAAGACUAACCGUGUGCUUUACGGGCUCUGAGCGUGAAGUAGAGUUCAGGAGCUGAACGCGAGGAGAAGGCAUUGAGACUAGCAGACAUGGAAAUAUUAUUAAACACUCGUACAUAAUACACACAACAACCAGGCCACCAUGUCACUCUCCCUACAAGUAAUGUUUAACUUUAUGAAGGAAUAUUGUCUUUUGUACAGAGAGCAGCAACUACACAACAACAACAGCAAAAAAAGAAAAGAAAAGAUUUGUGCAUACAGAAAACAAACUUGAAGUAUGCUAAAAGGGAUAUGUUGUUGUAACAUUGGCAGGUCCUUUAUAACUCGAGCAUUCGCUGACGGUGUAAUUGUUAGAGAAGGUGCACUAGAAAUGUUUAUCCCCCUUCACACAAUUCUAAUGGUACAUUAACCUUAAGACCAUUCUUAUUGAGUCAUUUAACAGUUGCUGUGGUGGAUGUGUACAUGUUUCCUUAUUUUUCCUAUUCAUCAAUUGUUGAACAAAAAAAGAAGGUAACACCUUUUUAUCUUUUGCUGGUACAGUCUGACAUAGCUAGAUGUUAGAAUGAUUUCCUUGUUUUGGUAAGGUGAUGUGGACCACUUAAUUGCAUUCCAACAUAAAGUGAUCAAUUCCAUGAGCCGGAGCGAAAAUAUGGUCAUGUCUUUUGCAGUCCUCCAUCCCCCGAACUAGUCAAGAAUUAAUGUUAGCACUUCUUGACUCAUCUUCCAUGAGACCAAAAUUCCAGGUACUUUACCAGAUUUUCUAUUUUGACUCCAUCACAUCUUCGCUUCAUGGUAAAACUGUUGUUUUUUAUUUAAAGCUGAAGUUUUUCCUCAACCAGCAAGUUUUUCUGUUUAAUGUUGGUGAGUAAGGGGUCUUGAGUGCCCCUUUGUUGAACAAGGCACUUAAAUUAGACUAGUUUGGGGAAAAGCUUUUGUUUUUAUUAGUCUGAAACUAGAAAUGACCAACUAAAACUCUAAUUUUGUGUGUGAAAAGCCAACCUUGAAAGCACUGGUCUCCAAGCUUUGGUUACAGCACCAUCUUCAAAUUUCAAAAGUACUUGAUGUCUGUCCCCUUGUGAUUUGAAGCAUUUGUAACGAGUCAAAUGUACUACUGUUAAGUCAUUUUGCAGCUUGUCCACGGUAAGUCAGAGAAUACAUAGUUUAACAUUGGCCCAGUCAUGAAUGAACAGGUACCUCAUUUUAAAUGUCAAAGGGCAUUUGCCUAUAAGUAAUUAUAGCAUAUGGGUAUGAUUGUUUGUUACACACUAUAUGUGCGUAGGUCUUCAUAUGCAGUGAGAUGUCAAGCACAGUGAUCAUAGAAUCUGAUAACUAUGUUGACUCGUUGUUACAAACCUGACUUUGUUGAAAGCUGAUGGGGAGAUACAGUAUGAAGGUCCUUGUUGAAAUCCAUAUUUCACUCCGAGGAACAUAGCCACAAUAACUGUAGACAUACCUCUGGUUGUAUUCAUUUGAUGCUGCGUCUUUAAAAGACAGUAUGUUAUUGCUAAUUCCACUGUUUUAAGAAAUCAGUCUGCCUGUGUUCCGGAAUUGUUUUUGAGAACAAAGAAAUUGGUUUCUUUGAUCAUUUAGGCCAGCGGUGUCAGUCAUUCCACGGAGGGUUGAGUGUCUGUGGGUUUUUGUUUUUUUCCUUUCAAUUAAGACCUAGACACCCAGGUUAGGGGAGUUCCUUACUAAUUAGUUCAUCAAUCAAGUACAAGGGUGGAGCAAAAACCCUCAGACACUCUAUGGAAUGAGUUUGACAUGUGAUUUAGACAAAAUCGUUAUCAAAAGGAUUUAAAGUCACCCCUAUUUAAAAAGCUUGUCAUUACAGCCCUGUACUGUAACCAAUAGAUAUGCACACCAUCCCCCGGACCACCCCUUCUUGAGAAGGACGUGGCAACCCUGUCGUCGCCAGACUGUAUGGGGGCAGUCAACUUCUUCCAUAUCCCUCUCUUAUGCCCCAUGCGAGGUACCAACCAACACUCUUUACUUUCUAUGCAAACUGUUGACCAUGAGAAACACGGACCUCUCCACACUGAGUCAGUGACAGGACACUUUACUAACGCUAUGUAGACGUUACCCCAGGUACUAAACUCCAAGCACCUAUAAAUAAGUAACACUAUAUUUAAAUACGAGGAUCAGAAUCCCAUUUUGUUUUUUGGAAAUUAAGAGAGCUGUAUUUGUCAUUGCUGUCAGCAUAUACUGUAGCUUCAAUUGACAGCAUUAUGUACAUAGGUCACCUUUUAGUAUUAUUUCACAUUGAAAGUGGAGGGCGUUCAUGAUGGAAAUGACAAUUGAGCUUUUAAUGGAGUUUCAUUCUAGUUUUCUAUGAAGGGAGGAAGGGAGUGCUAACAUGGUACAGUAGUGGCAGUCCACUUAUUUAAAAAAGUUACAUAUAUAUAUAAAGCUGCUAGAUACAAUCACUCAUGUUUUAUUGAUUUGAGAGAAAAGUCAGCACCUAGUUCCUAUGACCGCAUAUAACCAUGUGUGUGCGUGCUCAUUUGGUUGGUUUAUCCAUGUUUUUAUUGAUUUGAGAGAAAAGUCAGCACCUAGUUCCUAUGACCGCAUAUAACCAUGUGUGUGCGUGCUCAUUUGGUUGGUUUAUCCAUGUUUUUAUUGAUUUGAGAGAAAAGUCAGCACCUAGUUCCUAUGACCGCAUAUAACCAUGUGUGUGCGUGCUCAUUUGGUUGGUUUAUCCAUGUUUUUAUUGAUUUGAGAGAAAAGUCAGCACCUAGUUCCUAUGACCGCAUAUAACCAUGUGUGUGCGUGCUCAUUUGGUUGGUUUAUCCAUGUUUUUAUUCUCCCAUGUUGUAAUUUGGAUUGCCCUGCAUAUUUCAAGCUGAACCCAAGAUAAGAUGAACCUGAUUUAAAAACUUGCUGGCUGAGGAGUAAAGUGUAGGAUGUACAUUCAUACAAGUUUAGCUGAGAGAUACUGAAAUCAUCUGUUUCAUUCUGCAUUAACCAGCACAGUGUAACUCGCUAUCAUGUACUGUAUUAUAUAUGCAACAUGUUUGUCUGCUUUAAUAUAUUUAUGUUUUACCUGUCAGUUAACUUUGCAUAAGACUUCAGUUCUUAACCACUUUGCUGCUAGUCUUUUAUUCUUCUUUCAGUCUUGGAAAGUGUGCAUAUUUUUGGAAUGCUUAAAAAUGGACAUUCUUGAAUUUGUCUGCGUUAAAAAGAAAUGCCUAUAUAAACGUGUUCAGUGUAUUUCUUAAAAGGGUUUCUUUUCACAGCAGUUGAGUGGUUACUUUUCAAUUCUCCAAUGCUUUGGUGCACUGAUGAUGUAUGUAGUUUUUUUUUCUUACAGUGCUUGAUGAUGUAACAUUUCUGUGAUUAGUUCUAAAUUGUGGAAAACAUUUGUGUUUUGUAAAUUGCAGUAUAAAUGGUACUCUUAAUUCUUCUGUGAACACUGCCUGUUUCCUUUCUCAUGCCUCUUUUCUAUCAGUUUCUUAGUGCCAUUGGCUUCACAUCCUGACAACCUUGAAAAAGUGCCUCACGUCCAUCAUAGUUUCCAUCUAAAACUUAACAGCUCUUGUUCUGGUUAUAUUGGUUUAUAUGUCUAGGUAUUUCUAUCAUGGUUUGAAAAUUCUAAGUAUAUGAUGUAAAAUGUAUAGUUCAAUAACUCAUGUCAUAGUUGUAUUUUCUUUAUACAGAUGUAACUUGUUACUUUUCAUAAAUAUAUCAUGUAAAUAUGCAUACACUUGUAAUUUGUCAUAUCAAAUAACAUUAUCAUAAUAAAAUGGUGAGUUUUAAUCUUG
Molecule: messenger RNA, 5939 nt
Organism: Oncorhynchus kisutch (coho salmon)
Lineage: Eukaryota; Metazoa; Chordata; Actinopteri; Salmoniformes; Salmonidae
Product: sprouty-related, EVH1 domain-containing protein 1-like
Exons: 7
Coding region: 719-1993 (424 amino acids)
Biological process (GO): multicellular organism development; negative regulation of MAPK cascade
Cellular component (GO): membrane
Molecular function (GO): protein kinase binding
Source: RefSeq, a predicted model, not a curated record